Frankliniella occidentalis (western flower thrips) is the source of this 1915-nucleotide messenger RNA. RefSeq lists its product as uncharacterized. The transcript is spliced from 8 exons. The coding region runs from base 292 to 1782 and encodes 496 amino acids. Lineage: Eukaryota; Metazoa; Arthropoda; Insecta; Thysanoptera; Thripidae. The record is from RefSeq and is a predicted model, not a curated record.
ACUCUCGUUGUCUUUAUUUGUCUUUUUUUCUUCGUGUUCAAGAAGGCGCAGUGCUCUCCGUGUUUUGAUUUUGAAGUUUGACAUAGUCGUUUGAAACAUUUUCUUUUUGAACUAGAAUUUGUUUCUCACCCACCUCGCUUCGUUGGUUGUAUCUUGAAUGAAAUAUCUUUCGUAUCCUUUGACAUGUAAAACAUAUCAAAUACAUGAAAGAGAAGGUUAGGUUUGUGAGGAACCGUACAACCUCAUAGUCACAAAAUAAAUCAAAAUAUCUCUCACGAGAAUAAUAAGUGUAUGAUGGACGCGAAAACACGUUCAAAAAUAAUAAAAACUCAUGAUUCAGCAGAUGCUAAAACUGCUACUAUAGAAGAUACUCAAGGAACUUAUAGCGAUAUGUGCUCAAGUUCAGAUUUUCCAAGCAGUCAAGAGUGCUUUUCUGUCGGCUGGGAUUGGUCUGGUCAAAAAAGCAAUAAACCCUCCAUUAGGGUUAUUGAACGACCUGUGCAUAAACGUACAAAAGCUGUUGAGCUUAUCCAGUGCGUAAAGAACAGGCAGUUUGUGAGGGAAUGUGAUCCUGAAAUGUUUGAUGCUUCUAAUUUUGUUGACAAGUUAAAAUCGCUUGCAGCUGGAUUUAAAUCAGGUGUACCUGAGUCAACUUCACCUGUAGCCUCACCACCUCCUUCAAAUAGGCGGCAGGAUUUACUUGUUACACCCACUGCUUUAAGAAAACCAACAGCCUCGUCUAAAUCAGAAUCAUCUAGUAAUUCCACUACUACUUUUGCUACAACAAGUUCAUUAAGUUUUGAAGGUGUCAAAGAAAAUUUAAAUGAUUUGCUGGACGACUCAUUAGGGGCAGAUUUAUUGAAAUGCACUCAAGAUUUGGAACAAGACUACAACCAAAAAGAGCUCAAAACUCCAUCUCUACCAGAGGUUCGCCUUUCAAGCUCCAAAAGAAAGCACCGGCUGAGCUUGAGCUCCAAGAAGAACUCCAAAACAGUAUGUAGAAGAAUUAAUGAUGUUUAUGAAAAACAACCUGUUGAAAAUCAGAAGACUGUGUUAGUUCACACCGAGAAAAGUCAAGAUAGGCAAAACAAUAACAAAGGUGGCUCAUCCAAAAAUGAAAUUAUCUUUGAUGAUUUUGAUGAUGCAGCUUUGCUAACACUUGGUGAAUUGGAGGAGAAAGUUGUGAAGUCCAAAUCCAUGAUGCCUGAUAAAGAAAGCAUUUAUAAUGCUGAUAUUUCUAACUCCAAAAAUAUUCCAGGGUCAUGUAAUGCUCUUGAAGAUGAUGAAUUUAUUUCACCAGAAAUUCUCAACAUGUUAGAUGCCUGUGAAAAAAAAGCAACCCAGGAGAAACCUGGGCCAUCAAACUCAUCGUUCCCAGCUGCAAGUGAGGCUAACAGGCAUCAACCUUCCAUGUCAAAGAAACAGGUUGUGCCUCCAUGUAAAAGUUCAUCAUCUAAAUUUUUGUUGCAUUCAAAAGAGCAUGAGAAGUCUUGUAGUAAAGUGAGAGCAGAGGCCAACAGUCAUCAUCCUUCUAAGAGAGAAGUUGCACCUCUAUCAGCUGAAGGUGAUCAUCAAGGUUCAUCAUCAAAAAAUUUGUUGGAUUGGAUCGAAGAAGAACAUGAAAAAUCCAUGCAUAAAAUGAGAGGAGAAGCGACCAAUCACCAACCUCCCAAAAAGUCUCUCUCAAGGGCUGAUGCUGUAUUAAAAUGUACACCAGAAGAGAUUGAAAAGAAACGGCAAGAAGCCAGGAAACGUCUGCAAUUAAAAAAAAGGCCACGAUAGCAUGUUUGGGUUUGCCAACCAAUCCUGACCUUAUUUUUAAUUAAUCAAUGAAAUCUUAACACAACUAUGGCUGUAUAGUAAUAAUUAUUUUUGUGUUUAUGCAAUUUACUCACAUAUAAAACCUGCCUCUCCA